Messenger RNA from Coturnix japonica (Japanese quail), 2637 nucleotides. It is a transcript of the gene GPR142, whose product is annotated as G protein-coupled receptor 142. Gene Ontology annotation, molecular function: G protein-coupled receptor activity. Gene Ontology annotation, cellular component: plasma membrane. The record is from RefSeq and is a predicted model, not a curated record. Gene Ontology annotation, biological process: G protein-coupled receptor signaling pathway. Lineage: Eukaryota; Metazoa; Chordata; Aves; Galliformes; Phasianidae.
UUCCUGCUGCAAUGGGGAACAUGGGCCAGGUGGGCCAAGGGGCCCCAACAGGAGCACAGCCAGUUAAUGGCUCACCACAUCUGCUGCUGCCUCAUUUAACCACCCACCUGCAAAACAACAGCUUGCUGGGAGCCUGUGCCUGGAGGCACUGAGCCAGCAUGGCUCCAUCCUGCAGGGUCCUCCACUGUGCCCAGCCGGGGGCUGUCAGCCUUUAGUUGAGCACAGGACGGGGCAGCACAAGCUACAAGAGUGAGGGAUAUGGGGACCACAAGGACAGUGCUGGCAGUGCUGUGUUCAGCCCUUUAAACCUCAUGGGAUGGAGAAGCUGCUGCACUGGCCCCGUGUCAGUCAGACAAAUCCAGACCUGGCUCAGGAGUGAGGCUGUGUCCCUGUAUCCUGGAGGCAAAGAAGGAGCCUGUGCUGUGGGAGGGACAGCAAAGUGUCAGCUCCUGUGCUCCCCUGAGCCUCUAGGUGAACAAAACGCUGUGCACCUGCAUGCUGACAUGGGAGCAAGCUGCACCCAAGCACCGUCCCUGUCAUGCAGGGGUGGGGAUGAGCUCUGUCGCCGUCGUUCAGCCUCCCCAGGGGCCCCCAUCGCAGCGAAGGGGGGCAGCAGCGAAGCUCGGGUCCAUCCCAUCCCGCGGCUCUGCCCACGCUGCUCUCCCUCCGCCCCACGUCUCCACGCACCCCGGGAGCUGUGCCACGCUGCGGGCACCGGAGGGGACGCGGUCAACAGCGGGAACAGACACGGACUGAAGGUGGCACCGCGUUCAGAGAAGGUGGCACGAAAGCCACCAAGCCAACACGUGGUGGAGGGCGAUGAUUCCGGUGCCCAACAGCACAGCGGUGACAUGGCCGGAGAUGGAGAGGUCGCCCUGCAUGGUUGGCAUCUUCCCCGUCGUGUAUUACAGCGUCCUGCUGGGCCUGGGGCUGCCAGUGAACAUCCUGACAGCCGUAGCCCUGUCCCGCCUGGCCACGAGGACCAAGAAAUCAUCAUACUGGUACCUGCUGGCCCUCACCACGUCCGACAUCCUCACCCAAGUCUUCAUCAUCUUCGUGGGCUUCAUCCUGCAGACGGCCAUCCUGGCACGGGCGGUUCCUCGCGCCUUCAUCCACAUUGUCAACGUCUUGGAGUUCACAGCCAACCACGCCUCCAUCUGGGUCACUGUCCUGCUCACCGUGGACCGCUACGUGGCCCUGUGCCACCCCCUGCGGUACCGCACCGUCUCCUACCCCCGUCGCACCCGCAGGAUCAUUGCUGCUGUGUUCAUUGUGGCUUUGGCCACUGGAAUCCCCUUCUACUGGUGGCUGGACGCCUGGCGUGACGCCGACCCACCCACCGCCCUGGACAAGGUGCUCAAAUGGCUGCACUGCGUCACCAUCUACUUCCUGCCCUGCAGCAUCUUCCUGGCCACCAACUCAAUCAUCAUCCACAGACUGAAGCAGCGCAGACACUCUGGGAGGAACGGGCCACACCGGGGUAAAACCACAGCCCUCCUCCUGGCUGUCACCACCGUCUUCAUCGUGCUCUGGGCUCCCCGCACUGCUGUCAUGAUGUGCCACCUCUAUGUGGCCUCGGUCAAGAGGGACUGGAGAGUUCACCUGGCCCUGGACAUCGCCAACAUGGCAGCCAUGCUCAACACCACCCUCAACUUCUUCCUCUAUUGCUUUGUCAGCGAGACGUUCCGCCGUGCUGUGGGUGAGGUGCUCCGUGCACACACAUGGCAUGGCACCCAGCACAGCAGAGCCCGCUUCGUGCCCCCAACCCUGAGCCCAUUGCAGCUGCUGGGCACAAAGUGCUCGGUGGGGGGCUGCCACAAGCCGGGGGUCCCGGUGCUCACACAGCAUCCAAUGGGGCCCUGCCCAAGGGAUGCUGCCCUGCUGCACCCACAGAGCUGCAGUGCUGGGGGUGGUGGGAGCUCACAGCUGCUCUGCAGCUCCAACGAGGCAGCAAAGCUGGCCCCAGGUGAGCUCUGCAGCCCCAGGGAGGAGGCAAUGUGAUGGGGUUGCACUCUCCUGCAUAAACUCUGAUGUUCAGUCUGUAAUGCUGUGUGGGUCUGGCUCCAUCUGAGUCCCUCAGCUCAGCCUGCUGCCCUCGGGGUGCUGUAUGACUCUUCUCCCACCCGUGUCCCCACUGAGUGGCACACACACAGCUCAGAGCCACGCUCCCACUUGCACCACCAGGCUGCUGUGAUGCUGAGUGAGCAGCCAUGGCCGUGCCAGCCUGCCUGUCCCCAGCUGCCACCAGAGGGCAGGGACAGGACGCCCAGCAGAGCUGGCACAGGCAGCAGCAGGGAGCUGGAACCCCAUGUCCCGUGGCAGCAGCUGGGUGCAGAGCAGCAGCCUUGCCUGCCCCACUUUCCAUCCUAAUUCUCACAUAAGGUCCUUACUAUAAUCCCCCCCCAAAACAGAGCGGCCUUUCCACUGUAAUUCCUCAUAAACCAGCACCCAUGGAGCAGCCCCAGUGCUGGUGGCUUGGAGUAUUUGGGCUGCCCCAAACAGGGCACAGAGAGCAGCCCAGUGCCCUGUGCUCACCAGGCUGAGCCCAGCACUGCGGUGGGACAGGGCACAGCAGGAUAUGCUGACCCCUGCAUUACACCAGGGGGGGAUCCAGCCCCCACUGCCCUGCUCCCACCA